AUGACCAAAGAAAAUAUGACGUUGGAGGCAAUAUUCCAAAACUUUAUGGUAGAUCAAGAUUUUGAUUCUAAACAUGGAUCAGUAGCCGUUAUGGUACUUCUGUUUCCCUUAAUGAAGAGCUUCCUCGAAGACAAUCCAGGAGUCACAAAUCAUUUAUCAUGUAUCGUUAGAAGUUUUUUGAAUGUCAAAUAUUUUAGACCUGCUUUUGCUGUGCUUGGUGCUCUCGAAAGUCAUCUGGUUGAGCCUUUCUAUAGUGUAACCAUUGCUACAAGAACUACUCAUUCUCAACUGAAAAGUUUUUAUAAAACUCUCUUUCAGGAAAUGUCGAAAGAUGUGACUUCCGAUUUCUUCAGACGACGCCGUGGCUACGAAAUUACUUCGGAUUUCGAGGAGAAAUAUCUUGCUAAACAACAAGCCUUCAACGAAUACGACACUCCAGUUAUAAACAUAGCAAUGGAACGUUUAUGUGGUCAAUCGAAGUUGUCAUUUAGAAGUUUCUGUGAAGAAGCUUGUCAGGUUAAGAACCUAAAACUAACUUGGAUUCAAUCCAUGAAAGAGAAGUUUCAGGCAGGCGUUGCUGUGAAACAGGUUAUUGCAGUCAUGAAAGAAAGGAAGAGACUAAAUAUGACUGCAGAACUGAAAGAAGGUGGACCCUUCACUAAUUCAUAUAAAGUUGAGGAACACGUUAAGUCGGACAUCACUGAGACCAAGAAUCAGAAAAAAAUGAAAAAAGAAAUUCUGUUUGCUAGAGGCUCGUCAACGUAUUUGCCCAAAUCUGAUCCUCUGUUUCGUAUUCAAGUUACACUUCCGAAUAAAAUACGUCGUGACGUCAAGACGUCGCUUAAACAGUAUUUCAUUAAAAGCAAUACUUGGACAGUACUCAACAAAUCAGUCAUCUCUCACUAUGGAACAAUUUCGGGAAUCAUUCAUUCACUUACCUGA
Molecule: messenger RNA, 942 nt
Organism: Helobdella robusta
Lineage: Eukaryota; Metazoa; Annelida; Clitellata; Rhynchobdellida; Glossiphoniidae
Exons: 4
Coding region: 1-942 (313 amino acids)
Source: RefSeq, a predicted model, not a curated record